Bombus impatiens (common eastern bumble bee) is the source of this 9440-nucleotide messenger RNA. RefSeq names its product casein kinase I. Gene Ontology annotation, biological process: endocytosis; signal transduction; peptidyl-serine phosphorylation. NCBI's taxonomy places the organism in Eukaryota, Metazoa, Arthropoda, Insecta, Hymenoptera, Apidae. The record is from RefSeq and is a predicted model, not a curated record. Gene Ontology annotation, molecular function: protein serine/threonine kinase activity; ATP binding. The coding region runs from base 882 to 2204 and encodes 440 amino acids. Gene Ontology annotation, cellular component: cytoplasm; nucleus. The transcript is spliced from 9 exons.
GUUUUUCAGGCGUGUCGAAAUGCUGGUCGCGCUUGCGUCCGUAUGUCUUCAUCGUGUUUCGUCGUUGUGGUAUAGUCACGGUUGGGAGAUAGCGAGCGUGCAACAGUAGAAUAGAACUUAUUGAGUAACGCGUUGUAGAAAGUGAGCGAAAGUGAUAGAGUGUCAUGAUAAAAUAGUACCGAGUGGACAGUCGAAUCUUGUAAUUGAAAGUUGGAUAAAAAGGUUCGUUCACGACAAAGGUGUUGGAAGAAGUGGAUCGUGAUUGGUGAAUCUUAGACGGCCAUAAUUGUGCGCCAUUCGGUCUCCAGUGCAGAUCCGCGCAGCGAAAGGGCAGAUGCCCUUACGCGGUUCGUGCUCCCAUUGGUGGGUACGCACUGAUCUAUCCGGAUCGACAUACUUGGCAAGAUCCGGUAGUGUUAUUCGCAGUGUAUAUUCAAAUUGGGUAAAUUCGCAAACUAUAAGGACGAGCGGUCAGCCACCACCUCCUCUCGGAGACGACAAGUCUUUUGGCCGUACGAGUCACCAGUUCGGUAGUGGUGAAUGGUGAGUGUGAUUUCUGUGGUCUAGCAGCAACAUUAGCAAUCGCAGCGCCGUCAACAACACGACGACAACGACAACGACGACAGUAGCGCCAUCAUCAGCGCGACCGCCAUCGCAGCAAGAAGAAACAGUAUUCCUUCGAGGAGAGAAAGAAGAAAUGCCUGUAGGUUCGCGAUCGGUGACGCGAGCAAAGAUGGAGGCCCCGUCCAGUUUGUAACACGGCAGCCAAGUCUCGUUUAAAGCGCACCAACGGAGCCACGGAGAGCGCUCCUCGAGUCGGCUGCCUAAAGUCGCGUUUUGCCCCGUGCUACUUUUCUUCGUGAGCCCCGCGAGGCUAGAGGAUGGAGCUACGCGUUGGAAAUAAGUACCGGCUCGGACGGAAAAUCGGGAGCGGCUCCUUCGGCGACAUUUAUCUAGGUACCAAUAUUUCCACCGGCGAGGAAGUCGCCAUCAAGCUAGAAUGUAUAAAAACGCGGCAUCCGCAGUUACACAUAGAAUCCAAGUUCUACAGAAUGAUGCAAGGUGGUGUUGGUAUACCAACUAUAAAAUGGUGUGGCUCAGAAGGUGACUACAAUGUAAUGGUAAUGGAGCUACUUGGUCCAUCACUGGAGGAUCUCUUUAAUUUUUGUUCAAGAAGUUUUUCUUUGAAAACGGUCUUGCUUCUCGCCGAUCAAUUGAUAUGUAGAACGGAUUACAUUCAUAGUCGCAAUUUUAUCCAUCGGGACAUCAAACCAGAUAAUUUUUUGAUGGGCUUGGGAAAGAAGGGAAAUCUCGUGUAUAUUAUAGAUUUCGGAUUGGCUAAAAAAUACCGCGAUGGCCGUACUCACAAACACAUACCCUAUCGAGAAAACAAGAAUUUAACAGGAACAGCCAGAUAUGCGAGUAUUAAUACACAUCUGGGAAUUGAACAAUCACGACGAGACGACCUUGAAUCCUUAGGGUAUGUUCUUAUGUACUUCAAUAGGGGUAGCUUGCCCUGGCAAGGUUUGAAAGCGGCGACUAAAAGACAAAAGUAUGAACGUAUUUCUGAAAAGAAAAUGUCUACGCCUGUCGAAGAAUUAUGCAAGGGUUAUCCUGUAGAGUUUGCGUCAUACCUAAGGUAUUGUCGAGGACUACGAUUUGAAGAAAGGCCUGACUACUCGUAUCUUCGACAACUCUUCCGGACGCUGUUCCACGGUCAGGGCUUCACAUACGAUUACGUCUUCGAUUGGAAUAUGCUGAAAUUUGGUAACGUGAGGCAACAAACAUUAUCUUCGACGCAACAAACACCUAUGCAGUCACAACACACGAACGUGGCGCUGCCUUCUGGGACCAAUAACGAUCAGGAACAUCGAUCUAGGCCCUAUACACGGCAGUGUUUGGCAAACAUAUCAGUGGGAACGGUGGGCCCGACUGUGGGUGGAACAACCACGAAUUUGAGAAGCAUGCGGCAAAAACGCGAGGCGAUAGACGCUCUUCGUGAUCAGGACAAUCAGGAGAGCGAUCUUCAAGCGUCGGGCGCAGGUGGCCAGGAACGAAGAGUCAGCAUGAGGUUGCACCGUAGGGACGCGGCUGCAGGAGAGAUGCAACCGAAGACCAAGAAGCGCCAAUGCAAUGGCCCCACCCAUCCUGUUGGGCAGGCUGGCAAGCGUUCAACACAAGUGAAUCAACAACAACGGCAAUAGCUGACUUCUCUUCAUCUUCAUCUUCGUCUUCGUCCUCGUCCUCGUCGUUAUCGUCCUCUUUCUCAGUGAUCUAGUCGACAGUAUCAUCGUCAUCGUGAACAACAACGUCAUCGGUAAUCACGAGUUUCGACCUUCCGAUACGACAGACACGACGGAUAGAGUUUCUCGAAAGUCGAAGGAAGACAUCGGUCGAAGAUGUCGUCUACUCUUUGUAUAUUCAAAAAUGGUAUUCCUAGACGAUCUACGAAACGUGUGCGAAUCUUCGUCGUAUCGAUGAACCAGUACGGUUCGUCGAUGAUCGUUGACGAUCUACGCGAACGUGUUCACUGGCGAGAAAGAGUUUCUCGAGGACGAGUCGCAGGAGUUUCGCGAUCGACGAUCUACGGUACAUCGUGUGUCUCCUAGGAUCGCAACAAUGGAAGAAAUCGAACGUUCUCUCGUGCAAACGAAGGAAGAUGCAAGUGUCCAGACGUGAAACGCAACUUUGCCAAAGCGGGCCAUCCAACGAGAAAUGGAAUCGUGUUUCGACUCGUAAUUGAAACGAGUCAGCGAGCUAGACUGCUCCUAAAUGUACGUGGACAUGUGUUUAUACAGCGACGAUUACACUGUGUUUAGCGAACGAACUCGAAACUACUCGUUAUAUCGAAACGAUCCUUCCACGAAGGAUUGCUGGUUUUUAGAAAUAGAGGGACGACAUAGCUCUGCGUUGUAUCGAUUAAGGACGCUUCGUGGGAGCGCGGUCCGUGAUUCUUAGGAUAGAUGGCGAGUGUACAGUACGCGACUUCGAUGAUGAUACUUGUAAUCUUCGUCUUAGCUGCAAUUGUCCGGCGAAUAUGAAAUUCUUCGUAAUCGACGAUCCUUAGAAUGUGAUUUUUCAAAAUCCAAUAGGAAACUAUGCGCGUGUCCGUGUUAAAAAGCCGUAAAAAAGGGAGAAUCUUCGUACUAUCUUUUCUGCUUAACAACAUUCCCUCGAUAUUGGGCUCGAGUUUUCAGCUUUCAGAUUCGCAGUGAUCGUUUCGACGAUCGAUCAAAGAGGAUUACGAGUAGAAUGCGGAUGUUUAUGUACAUUUACGUUCUUACGUACGCAGCCAAGAGGAUGGAACGUAGAUAGAGAUCUGUUUCGCUCUUUAUAUAUCACAAGCUCGUUAUACAGAUAUUUUAUGCUGAAUGUUUUCUAUAUUUUUACACAUUAAGUACACUCUGUACAUUUCUUUGCAUAAUUACAAUUGUCAGUAAAUCACAUUAAUAUCCGCAAUCUAACGGCGAGAACCGGCGGUCGAGCAUUAUUGUAUAAACGUGUAGAUUAUUCCCCUAUCCCAUUAACAUUAAAACACGAUUUGUACAUAGACAAAAUCGGCAUCGACGGCUGGACGACGGUUCUCGGGCGGCGAAAGUCACGCACUCGCGCAAUCAACCGGACAGACCCGCGAAAGUCAAGUCACACCGGUCGCACAAUCCAAUUUCCUUUGAGCCGAACUUGAGGAAACCAACUCGAAGUCAAGACCCGUUGCGCUAGGCGCGAUCUGUACCGGUGACACAGAACCUGUAUAUAGCGUGACUGUUUGCCGAAAUACAGAGAAAAAAGCGGAUGACUAAAGCGUGGCUGUAAGGUAAAUCCAAUAAGUCGGUUGUUUCAGUUAAGGGGGUGAUCGAGGAACGAUUAAGACGCGCCAAUAUAUAUCGAUCGAGCGUACUGUACAAUUCGUGUCGAUUCGUGUACGAAUUUCGAUCCUUUUUUUUUGUAUUUUUUUUUCUUUUUCCUACGCGUAAUUGUCGAAUCCAUCGGUUCGGACAGAGAAGACGACCGUAGAAACGAGCGAUCGAAGAUACACGAUUAAGCUUUUCGUUGACGAGUACCUCUCCUCUCCCUGUCCAGUCUCUCGCUCUUUUCCUUUUUGUACAAUUCUGCCGAUUUUCUGGUUGCGAGAGACGAAUGUGUUUUACGAGUUUGAUAUCGUUCGUACACCAACGAUUAACUAAGAAAGAGAGAAAGGUUCGCGUAAUAGUAGAGAACUGCCAAGAAUGGCGAAAGAUGGAUCAAAGAUUCUGUUGAUAACGAAACGAUAUCAAACUUAGUUGUGCAAGUCGUGUGUCCUGUAUGCGUGUUUCUUUUUUUGUGUUCGCGAUGGUGUGCAAUGUUGUUGCAUUUCGACCUACGUGUAUGCGUGUGCUCGAAUUGGAGAGACCCGGACAGAGGAGGGGAAAAAGGAUCAAUCUCGAACUUCCGUUGAGAGAAACGAUCGUUGGCAUAUGAGUAUAUUUCUCGUGGAUACGAUGGUUCUUGAAUCGUUCUUCUCGCAACGUGACAACGUCUGUGCUCCGUUUUGUAAUUGCAAAUGAUCCUGAAAGAUUGAUUUUUUUUAUGAAAAUCAAAACGGUCAGAGGUUGGAAACACGCAGCGAGAAGCAAACAGCUAGGUUCGAUGACCAUAAAUGGUACCAUGAGAAAUUCACCGGAAAUCGAGUUUCUCUUUAGCGCGAAUAAUUGCCUUGAUUGAUGAAAUUUCGUUGAACGUGCGACUUUAGCGAAUUAGAGUAAGAGGGAGAGAGGAUAAGGGACAAGCGCGAGAAAGUGUCCGAGAGAAAAACGCGAGAAUGCAGAAUCCUUAAUAACCGAUUGUUCUCGCGCGAGAAAUACAUUUUUUGUUUGGGAUAUAAAAAAUCGAAAGUCGUCGAGACCGUUUUAUUUACUGUGAGGUGUAUGACGGCUGAUUAAUCGAUUUGAUUCAAAUUUUGUACACGCAUACAUGUAUCAAUAUGUACAUGUAGAAUGCGUAUUAAGUAAGGAUAGGUACUAUCAUCUUUAUGUAUGUAUUGGAUAGCUUUUAUUUAUGACGCUAAUUUCGAAUUUGAAAUGUAGAAACUCCCUUAAAAUUACAGCGUUGAUUAUCCGCUUGAAAUUCGAUCAUCAUCGAAUCAUCAGAAUAUAGACUCGUUUCUUUUUUAUUACGUUAGAUUUCAUUAUAUCAUAUAUACAUAUCAUUACGUUCGUUCGUUAUAACUUCGAUUUUGUAAUAUAACUGUACAUUCGUCAGAUGCGAACACGACAAAGAUUAAUUUAAAUUUAACAAGCCGAAGAGAAAUAAUUGAUCGCAUCGCGAGGGCCUCAAAUCUAAAGAAUGGUAGUCUAGGGUGAAUCUAUUCUACCAAUUCUCAAUGAAAACUUGACUAUUUGUAUAGCGUAUAAGAAGAUAUUAAACUCUAGAUGAAAAUUAUAGAAGCAUACGUUAAUUGUUAACGAAAUUUGAAUCAAAUCAAAGAUCUAGCGGCCGUUUAUUCGUUUUUGUAGGUAAGCCGGUUUAGUCAACGGAAGUAAAGACCGAAGCGAAACUCCUUCCGUGAAAUCGCCCGUGUCUCCCCUUUUAUCCUUCCACUUUUCAACCUCACUUCACCAUUUUUACCCUUCCAUCAGCCUCUGUCACUUCCUGUUGCCGCCCUCCUCCUCCCUUGACCGACCUUGUCUUGUAUAAAGUAUCGUGGGCGCAUUACAUACAAAAAAGAUGAAAAACAAAAAAACGUGAUAUAAAAAGAAGGUUAUAUAUAAAUAUAUAUUAUACCGACACGUGUUUUUCUAUGUAUUUUUUUCAUAGGGUACUACUACUGCUAUUAUUAUUACUAUUACUAAUUAACUAUUAACUAAUUAAACUACUACCAACUAGUACUACCAUUACUACCGCUGCUGCUAUCGCUAAUUACACUUACACUUACACACACACACACACACACACAAAAUUUACUAUGUUGUAACUUGUAUAAAAAGGACGACUUAUUCUGCAACGAUCCUCUCGAGACGGGAACGAAAUGAAAUUGCAAAGGCAUCUUCAUUCGACGAUUCAAAAUGGAAACGACGAAUCCAUCGCACGGAUCUCUGCGUAUCGCGAUCUUUUCUUUACCGUUUCCUUUCGUUCCUUUCGAUCUCGCGCAUCCUCCGCGCUCGUGUUCCGCCUGGUUAAAUUGUAGUAUAAGAAGAAGGACGAGAAUAUUUUUGUUUGUUUGUUUAUUAAACAUUUCAGCCAAGUUUGUUCAGCUACGAUCCGUUUAUCUAUUAGCGGGGUAAAAAGGGAGGUAAAAUAGCUUUAUGCAACGCUAAAUCAUACUAUGAUUGCGUUUUACCUUUUGUUACGUUUUACGAUUAUUACUCGUGUGAUGGGUAUAAUCUUGUUACUAACUUAGUUCUAUAUCGGAAUUUAUCUUUAUUUGGUUUGUAAAAUUCUCGACUGUUACACAAUUAUCUAGAUGUUUAAUCGUAGUUAUCGUUUUACACGCGCGCAGAGGAUAAACCAUUAUUAUUUUGCGUGAUGGAAGCGAUAGAAGGCGUUGAAGCUUGAACAGGCUUUAAUCGAAUUACGUUUCCAUCGAUAUUAUUACGAACCUGAUUAAUAAUCACUAACGGGAAAUAUCGUAUGACGACACUGUUCUAAAGCAUUGUUAAUUUUAGGAAGUGGUAUUUGUUGUGUCGUCAUCGUGUAUUUGUUGUAUCGUUAUCUUUACGAUUGUUGUUCGAUAUUGACGCUUCGAUGUCUUCAAUCGUCGUCUUGCUUAAUCUUUUUUCUUUUUUUUUUCUUUUUUCUUCUUUUUAAUUAACACGCGUAAUCUUUCUGUUUCUCAGAAAAUGUUUUUAAUUCGAUCGUAUCCAUGUUGCGUUAGUUGGUAUUAGGUGGCCGAUGACCUUGAAUUCGGAAUAUGAUUAAAAAUAGAUUGUAAAUUGUGCAAUCAUCAAGCGUUAAAAUUCACGAACGAGAAAAUAUUGAGUUAAAGCGUCGAAACUAGAGGUAAUUUUGUGAUCGUUAGGCUUAGAUGAUUUCCGAUGAUGGCCAUCGAAUCGAGGAUCGUUUCGGAAUUUUAAUGCAGAAGGAACAAACACUGCCAGCGCGAGCGGAAAUUCUUGAGUUCUAUCUCAUGACUAAACGAUACGCACGGAAUUAAUCUUGUCACGAUUCGUCGUUUCCUCCUUGACCAUUGCGUGGUCGCGAUAUUAACGCGAAGUCUUUGCAAAGAAAUAAACAGAAAAGAAGAAACAGAAACGAGUGGAGAAGCGCCAGCGCCCGGUAUUUCCUUCCCCCCCUCCCCCCUCUCUUUAUUGUACAAUGAAUUACCUUUACGCCGCACGAAAUGCAGUUUAAACGUUGUUUUUUCAGUUCUCUGUGUAUCCGAAUUGAACAGAAAGUUCCAGCACGAUUUUUAAUUUCAAUUUACUCGAAAUGAAAAGAAUCUGAAGAUAGUCGUUGGUGCAAAUUGAGCCGAUUAAAAGCGACGUGCUGGCUAAUAAAUUCGUUGAUGCUUUGAAUCGAAGUGAAAUGAGAAAGAAAAAGCGUAGAAUAGAAAGGAAAUGAUAAAGAGAAAAGAUCGUGCGCGUUUGAUUUCGCUCGGCCUAGCGGAGUUUCUUCUUUUUCUUCUUCUUUGCCUUCUUCUCCUUCUUUUCCUUCCUCUUCUACUUCUUCUCCUCCUCCUUCUUCUUCUUCUUCUCGAGCGUAAGGAGUCUAGUGGAUUCACACGAGACUCCUUAAAAUGGAGAAGAACCGCGGAAAGAAAAAGAAAGGAAGGGAAAGAGAGGAAAAGAAAAGCAAGAGCAAACUAAAGAACAUGUGUAGACUGGUCUGCGGCACGAGUAGGGAAGCGUCUACGAAGACCUUCAUCGACGAGGCGUCACGACGAUCACGGCAUUGAGGUAUAAUUCGCGAUCAAUCGUAUUUUAAAUAUACUAAUCGAAAUUGUAUGGAUUGCGAAUGGUUUGUAUAUGUACAUAUAUACAAUUAUCAUGAUCUAUUCAAGGGAAAAUAACUAUAAAUCGUGAACGAUGUAUGUAUGCGUGUAUAGUAUAUGUUUGCGAAUGAUCGGUGAAGUUCUCUUCGUGUAUGGAUUGCGAGAAACUUAUUCGAACUGUACUACAUAGUGCGUGCAACAAGUAUGCGUGGACGAUAUAAGAAAGAAAGAGUGGGAGAAAACAAUUAGGUGAAAUGUCCGAAGAAACAAAGCAACACCGACAAAGAGUAUUAUAAAACUGCCUUUGUGUACUAUAUGUGCAAGGAGAAACAAAGUGAAGCGUUUCUAGCCGUCAAGAGUUGAGCUGCUUUAGCCUUGCUUUCCUUCUUCUUCUUAUUCUGUUUCACCAUCUUAUCAUUGUGUUUACUUGCGUGUUGCAACUCUUGUUUCUGCAAAAGAAAAAGAGGCGUAAGAGCAGGAUUACGGAUCGGUAGAAUAGAAAGAACGUGUGCUUGAGAAAAGUCGAGAGAAAGAAAUAGUUUUACGCAUAAUUCGUUUGUGUGUAUAUGCGUGACUUUUGCGUGUGCCGAGAGGAACCGCGGAGGGAAACACGAUAUUCGUGGCUUUCGUUGCAUUCUAGUACGAGUCUUUUCGUUUUUCUUCAUCGCAUACAACAACAACAACAACAACAACAAAGACUCUUGCCAUCUUUGAGACUCGGCCUUUGCUUGCAUUCACGUUUUCUUUCUUUGUAGGUUGAUGAAAAGCACGAGCGGCUAACUGAUCGACUAAACGUCUAGGCUAUCCACACGGAUUUAGUCGUCGAGUUUAAUCCGUUGACGAGAGUUUGAGGGGAAAAACGCUUAGCCGGAACGGCGAGCGUAAACGAGAGUCAAAGUGUCUCAUUCAAUUACAUUUCUAAGGAUCUUCUCCAUUUUCUCCUUGGAAUCGAGUUCUCACUGUAGAAAAAAAGCCGAAUAUAACACCGACGCUUUCGCCACACGUUUCUUUCUUAGUUUCUCGUCGUGUGUUUGUAUAUUGUGCGUGUACAAUCUUCGAGGAUGGCAAGAGCGUACGGGUCGGAAGAAAGGAAAAAAGAAGGAAAAUGGAAAUCAGAGAAGAUUUAGACCUGCGCUUUGAGUAUCGAUUGAUCGAUCGAAUCUGGCGUUUGAAUAUAAUGCAGAAGAAAAGCAGGAAUAAUUUAUCGGCGCGAUAUUAUUAUUGUAUAAGUGCGACGAGAAAGGAAAAGAAAAACGUAUAAAUUUGCGGAUAUUUAAUCUAUUGCUCGCGGCUAGAACCUUGACCCACUAGAGCGUUUUAGUCUUCGUUCUUUUCCCUGAAAAUUGCGAUCAUUAUACUCGGGAAAGCGUCGAUUUUCUUGGUACUAUCGGUUACUUCCUGCUUCCGUUGGAACGAACAGAGACUAGACGUUUUGAUGGGUCGAUCGGGAAUUAAGGAAAUUAUGCUUGCAUUACUCGACAUUCUUGAUGUGAGUCCGUUAACUCCUAAACUGAAGUGCAAUUGUAAAAAAAAA